Messenger RNA from Micropterus salmoides (largemouth bass), 1666 nucleotides. Its product is annotated as B-cell receptor CD22-like. The record is from RefSeq and is a predicted model, not a curated record. NCBI's taxonomy places the organism in Eukaryota, Metazoa, Chordata, Actinopteri, Centrarchiformes, Centrarchidae. The transcript is spliced from 7 exons. The coding region runs from base 44 to 1456 and encodes 470 amino acids.
UGUUUAUUAAGUAACUGCAUUAAUGUGUUUGCAAAUCUAGACGAUGGGUUACAUGGCAGUCCUGUCUGUGAAAAUGGUGACAGCCAACAUGUUACUGAGUCUCUUCUUUAUUCCAGGUGCCUUGGAUGUGAAUGUUUGUCCUAAUCCACCAGCCAUCGUCAUUACCACACCACAGAAAAUGGAAGCACUGAGUGGAUCUUGUUUGCAAAUCCCAUGUAACUUUAGUGUUAAACAAGGAGAUUUUACUGGCAUGAGUAUCUUUGGAGUGUGGAUUAAACAAAACAACAAUUUAUAUCCAACUAACAUAACUAUUGACAAAAAUGAUCCAAUGAAUAUUAUUGGAAAUCUGAGUCAAAAAAACUGCACCACUCUGGUUUCCAAUUCACUCACAAAUCUUACAAACACAUACUUCUUAAGAAUUCAGAACUUUGCGAUCAGUGGAUCCAAAGCAACAGCAUGUAAUGAUCCUCUUCAAGUAAAUGUUACAGAUUCUCCUCCGAGCCCCAGAAUUGAGAUCCCAGCUGAUCUGAAAGAGAAGCAGUCUGUCACUAUAACCUGCUCAGCUUCCACUCCCUGUCCACACUCCCCUCCUAAACUCACCUGGAACCUCCAACAAGACUCUCACAGCAACACAGAGGAAAACACCGAUCGAACCUUUACAACUAAAAUCCAGGAGACCAUCACUCUGUCAGACCAACAUGAUGGAUACAACAUCACCUGUUCUGCCACAUAUCCUGUGAAUGAAGGAAAAGAUGUCAAGACAGCAGAGGAGAGAAAGACUCUCAGUGUUUCAUAUGCUCCUAAAAACACCUCAGUGUCCAUCAGUCCAUCAGGUUUGGUGUCAGCAGGUAGCUGGGUGAACCUGACCUGCUCCAGCAGAGCCAAGCCUCCCGUCAGCCGCUUCACCUGGUUCAAGAACAGCACAGAUGGACCCAAGAAUGUAUCUGAAGGAGAGGUUUACAGCUUCAAGGUGACCAAUGUCACUGAUGGAGGAGUUUAUUACUGUGUGGCCACAAAUGAUCUUGGUAAUCAGACGUCAUCAGAGAUCCAUCUGACUCUUGAAGGACUGACUGGUGGAUCUCUAAACUGGGGGGCAGUUCUUGGAGGAAUUAUUGGGGUCAUUUUACUCGUCUGCCUGGUUGUCGGUGUUUGCGCUGUCCUGUGUGGGAGGCGGUUAAAGUCAACACAUUCAACUCAACAACCGAGUCAGAGUCAAACAGGUGAAGAGCUGGCUGUUGAAAACCCAGCAUUUAAAACUGAAGAAAAAGAAGACAUCCAUUAUGGAGAGGUUGACUUCUCAAAACAGAGACCUGAACUGUCCUCUGACUCAGUGCAGGACAGUGGACAGCAGCAGGAUACUCUGUAUGCACAGGUCAAAGUGUCCCAGCCAGCGAACAGCUUAACAAAGACUGCUGACGGCCCAGAGGAUAUCUACACUCAAGUGAAGAAAAAAUGAGAGCUGUUGUAACCUCUUAACAUUCCUGUAAAAUUCAUGCAAAACGUCUAUUCAAGGCAUAUCCAAAGUAAAUCGAAUGUAGUUCUUAAACCAUUUGGAGUAUAUGCAUGGUUUUGGGCUUCUCUGAAAGAUAACACUCUGGAGUGUCUAACCCAAAAGUCAGAAUGAUUGUAAAGCCUGCUGGAAUUGAUUAAAAUAAGUUUAAACACA